ACUCAUCCCCCUCCCCUUUUGGUUCUUUUCUUGGUUUACAUCCUAGUGAGUGCCACAUCUUUAUCAAAUAGUUUAUCCAGAUACCAUAUUGUACUCAAGACUGGUCUCCAGCAGGGAGUACUUUUCUUUACUUUGUUUCGCAGACUGCUAGGCCCAAGCCAACAAGUUGUCCAAAACAGGUGAAAUCAACCAAACUAUCCAUUUUUCUACAUACUUCCAGUAUUUUAAACAAGGUUACAACCAUGAUAAAGCUCAAGAGCCGUAGGCGCAUGUGUGCCUACAUCAAGGCUAAGGAAUUUUUAAAGUCUCGACUGCUGCAUUCUGUUUCGCGCCAUGAUGCUGCUUCGAUCCCACGCAAAGUCUCUCGAAUCUUUACACCGCCCCAGAAGGAUGAAACAUUUCAGCGAACACUUGACAUAUCCAUCAGAAAUGGAGAGGGAGAGGCUUGGUCCAAUUUAACCCAUGGAGUGGUCUUGUUCGACACGCAAUGCGAGCACAACCUGGUCACUACCCAGUUCCUCAAGAAUAUCGGCUUCAAAUGGCAGCCAUCUACAGACAACACCAAUAUCAUCCAGAUGGACAACACCAAGAUCGAAUGUCUGGGUGAGGUCCAGGGAAGAUGGCAUCCGGUUGAGGCUCCAAAAGGUACAAAGGGCUUGAAGUUCCGACCACGCUACGAAAUGUCCAACUUCAAGGUUGUUGAUUUGGAUACAUGUGACCUCAUCAUUGGGAGCACCACAAUCAUCGACCUGCAGCUGUUACAAACAAAUCGCAACUUCUUUGGUGCAUUCCGUCAACUCCCUAUUCGCGUCGACUCAGCUAGUACAACCAUCAAGAAGCAGCAGGAAGCAGAUGAGCGCAGAAAGAAGGAACAAGAGGAGAUGCGUAAGUUUGAAGAGGAGCAGGCACUCAAGGCCAGAGGCUUCUACCCCAAAGCCCCCUAGCGAGACCGGAAUGUCAAUUGCCCAACCAUCAGAGAGUUACCGACUUUACUACACUGGGCCGCUACCGGAAAUACGUCUUUGGGUCGUUGCAGAAAGCAACAAGUAGCAUUUGCGCUACGGGAUACCACAACAAGGGUAGAGGGAAGAGGCGUAAGCGCCAGGAUUGCUCUCACACGCCAGCUAAGGGGACAUGGUGGGGGGGCGAGCACCAUUUAAGGUGCCUAACGAGCGACCAAAAGCGACCCCCAUCCCCCACCUCGGGCUUGACGAGCGCAUGCAUGCAGCAACCAUUCCUCUCUGGUACGCUGCAUGUGCCAAUAUUGAAAGUGUUAUCUGAACAGGAUCAUUUGUGGGGGUUUGAAUUUAGCCGGUUUCAUUCUUGCCUUGCAUUGCAUUUUCGUUCGAGAACAGGUAGGAAGAGAGCAAUUAAAUUUAGCUACAACUGUAACAUUGUUGGCGUUGCACUAGAAAUCUACAUGUUAU
This is a messenger RNA of Bipolaris maydis ATCC 48331, 1427 nucleotides long. RefSeq lists its product as uncharacterized. The record is from RefSeq and is a predicted model, not a curated record. NCBI's taxonomy places the organism in Eukaryota, Fungi, Ascomycota, Dothideomycetes, Pleosporales, Pleosporaceae.